UGCACUGGUAUGGGCUGCAUUAGUUGUGUUGUUGUUACCGCGAAGUUUGUGUUAACAUUUUUAUGAGGAUGGGAUGGUGUAAGUGUACAGAAAACAUAAACUGUAGUUUUGUGGAAGUGUUGUGUAUUGCUACUGCGCUGGAAUAGUAUUUCAGGCAUUCAGUUCUUACGUAGUUGACCUAAUGGAAGAGGACCGCUUGUAAAUUGUUUUCAGGAUUCCGCUACAGACGAUGGUAGUAAUAGUGCAUCAAACCUCAUGAUGGAAGUGGAGGAAAUACCUGCUCCUGUUAAUGGAACAACAGAUAGUGCCAGCAUGAAUAACAAGCAGGGACAGAUAAUUGAUGUGGAAAUGGGCUCCCAUGGGAGCACAUGCUGCAAUUUUGAGUGUGAGGAACGGGAGAACCUUUUCAGGCCAAGUACUUCAGCACUAUCAUUCUAUGGUUUGAAGUACAGUAAAGGCAGACAUUACAGGAUAUGUGACAAGUGUUCUAUGAAAGCUCAAGAGCACUUUGCUGGUCUAGGAAAAGCAAUGAUGAACAAUCAGUCAAUUCUUUCUGCUGAUUUUCCAAAACCUAGUGAAACUGUAUUCCUUGAAGAUUCAGAUGAAGAGGAAGGGGAAGAUUCUGACAAAGACUGUGUGCUAUCUGAUGGUGAUGCUGAAUACAUAGUGGAAAAUAUAUGUCCUGUUUUGGAGUCAACUUUCUCCAAGUUUGACUGGCAUUUCCAGUUGGAACAAGGCACUGAGUACCUUAUGGAUGUGAUGGACAAACAAGAAAAGGAAGCAAAAAAGUUUACAGAUGAAAUAGAUGAAGCCCAGAGAAUAAUUGAUAGAUUCAGAAGAGAGUUUUAUGCAGCUUGCAGUGCACCAAUUAAGGAGCUCACUCCUGUUGAAAUUAUUGAUGCCUUGCCGGGUGACUACGCUUCAGGAAUGCAGUCACCAUCAUCCAACUAUCCUGGGCAUUCGAAAAUGUCUCCCACAAGUUCAGCUUUUGGUAUGAGGAGCCCACGUAAAAACAUUGCCUUGGGUGUUGCAACUAAGAAAGUUACACCACUACACAGGAUGCCAAUAAAAAGUUCAAAAUAUGAAACUUCACAGGAAGUUGUUGCCUUGGAUGAAGUAAGGGUGGACCACAAACCAUUACCGCCAGUGGGGAUGGUCCAUAAACCACGACCUGCCCCAGGCGAGAUUGUGUUUGUCAUGAAGUAUGGAUUUCAUGGUGCUUGGACACAGGCCAGAGUAGUUGAAUAUGUUCAGAAAUAUGAUGAUUCCACUCUCCAGUCAGCAUACAAGAUUCGUUACGAGUACCGCAAAUCUUCUUACCUAAAAGUGGUCCCAGGAAAACAUCUUGCGUAUUCAACACCAAGCAAAGUAAGGCUGCCUGUUGGCACACGAGUUAUUGCAUUAUUUCAAGAUGAAGGCCCAAAAGAAAAUUAUUAUGCUGGGGUUAUUGCUGAACCUCCAAAAUCAAUGAAUAAAUACAGGUACCUUGUAUUUUUUGAUGAUGGAUAUGCCCAGUACAUACCACAUGAGAAAAUUUUAGUUGUUUGUGAAUCUUCACGGUAUGUGUGGGAGGACAUGCAUCCAGAGUCAAGGUCAUUUAUCCGUAACUAUCUGGAGCAGUAUCCUGAAAGACCUAUGGUAAAACUACAGGUGGAGCAAAUUGUCAAGACUGAGUGGAAUGGGAAGUGGUGGGUGGCUCGAGUGCAGGAGCUGGACUGUUCCUUAGUGAAAAUGCGAUUUGAUGCUGAUUCCCGUACAGAAUGGAUUUACCGUGGCUCAGCAAGACUUUCACCAUUGUUUGUGGAACUUUCACAUGCACGGCGUAUGCAUGGGGGGACAGAUACUUUACGGCGUCAUAGAGGUCUUGGCACUGCGUCUCUCAAGAAAAGAAAUAUGCCAUAUGUGGAAUAUACACGCACAGAAGUUGACGAUAACAAGACUGAGGAUUUAAGCAGAGAUGAUGAUAGUAAGUCUUCCCUACCACCUCGUGCAGUAGCUAGAAAGAGCACCACAAGACAGUCGGAGAACUAUACUGAUGAAAGCAGUCGUGUGAAGACACACGAGACAGAACCAGAGUUUGGCCGUAUUGAGUAUUUACAAUUGGAUACAAACUAUAGACCAAAGUACUUCAGACCUCAUCAGUGUUCACCAAGUUGCAUUUCAUGGGUCCCGUACGAUCCAGAAGCUCUGAAAGGACAAAAUCCUCUUGCAAUUCCAUUGCUUUGUGGAUGGUACAGGGAAAUUGUCAAAGGCCGUGGACGUCGCUCUGUUGCUUAUCGCAGUCCAUGUGGAAGACGAAUCCGCACAAUGGAAGAACUUCACCGGUAUCUACGAUCUGUGCGUUCAAAGAUGGGAGUUGACCUCUUUGACUUUGAUUUCUGGGUCCACUGUUGUGCUGAGUUUGUGUUAGAAAAAGGCUUCAGUGAAAUUAAGGAUCUUUCAUAUGGUCUUGAAAAUGUGCCAGUGUCGUGCGUGAACUGUGUGGAUCACAGUGUGCCAGACUUUGUCAACUAUUCCACGAAACGCUUGCCCAUGGAAGGUGUACCACUCAAUCUUGAUCCAGAGUUCUUAACUGGAUGUGACUGUGAAGAUGAUUGUAGGGAUCGUAGUAAAUGUGCUUGUUGGCAGCUCACAAUUGGAGGUACAGCAUGUGUGCGAGGUGCUCAGCCAGAUUUCUCUGUUGGCUAUAUGAACAAACGUCUUCCAGAGCCUGUUACAACUGGAAUUUAUGAGUGUAAUGUAAGGUGUAAAUGCUCCAGUACCUGCUUGAACCGUGUUGCACAAUUUCCUCUUCAGCUGAAACUCCAAGUUUUUAAGACUGUAAGGAGAGGCUGGGGAAUACGCUGUCUCAAUGAUAUCCCACAGGGCUCAUUCAUUUGUGUGUAUGCAGGUCGUCUACUGACAGAGCAAGGUGCCAAUGAGGGCGGAAAAAAUUAUGGAGACGAGUACCUGGCAGAGUUGGACUACAUUGAAGUUGUUGAGAGAAUGAAAGAAGAUUAUGAGAGCGAUGUCCCUGAGGAUGGAGAUGUCGACAUGGCAGAACCAUUCUCUCCCAAGAAAACUACAGAUGCAGAGAAAGAUGAUAAUGCAAAUGACGAUGAAAUUUCCUCAAGCACUGAGGAAGAAGUGGACAAUUUAGAUCUUCAUGACUCAGAUGAAGACUUCCGCCCUGGAAUGAGAGUCUCAGACUUAAAAGCAACGAGUGAUGGCUCCAUAAGGACACGUCUUCGUAAUAGACGGUCAUACCAGGAAUCAUCGGAGAACAUCAGUCAGAGCAAAGAAACUACAAAUGCUCGUGCUAAGAAACUGAGGAAUAACUCAAAGCACAAGUCAUCAGAACCAGCCACUUCUCGUGCAGUAGAAGAUGAAUGCAUCACACUAAGUGAUGAUGAUGAAACAGAUGGAGUCCGCCUGCCAUCCAGUUUCACUCCAGGUGUGAACGUCUCUGAUGCUGAAAAGAAGUCAAAAUACAAGUCAGUAAGGGAACUCUUUGGUAAAGAAGAGUACUGUUACAUUAUGGAUGCUAAGAAUGCUGGAAACAUAGGCCGCUAUCUAAAUCACUCGUGCUCACCAAAUGUAUUUGUGCAAAACGUAUUUGUGGAUACUCACGACCUUCGUUUUCCUUGGGUUGCUUUCUUUGCACUUACAUACAUACCAGCAGGCACAGAAUUGACAUGGGAUUACAACUACGAUGUUGGUAGUGUGCCUGGAAAAGUGUUGCACUGCCAUUGUGGAGCUGAAGACUGUCGCGGACGUCUACUUUGAAUGGUGUGUGUGUGUGUGUGUGUGUGUGUGUGUGUGUGUGUGUGUGUGUGUGUGUGUGUGUGUGUGUGUGUGUCACCACAUAGUAUAACAAAGACAAAUUUACGGUGCUUUGUCCUCAAUAAUAGACACUGCCAUGGACCAUAUAAAGUAUGAGUUUCUCUCCAGGACUUUCCAAGUAGUUUUUAUUUAUUAUCUGUUUGUGGAAGAAUUGAAAAAUCUCCUAUGAUUAUUAAUGUUAAAAGAAAAUGUUUUAUCGUAUAAUUAUCGUUAAAAUAUUAUUUGACACUCAGAAGAGUCUCUGCCAGAAACGAUUGUAGCACAAUAAGAAAUAUACAUUUAUUGAAUAUAUUUUAUAUUCCUUAUAUGUUAAAAGUAUUCAGAAAAGUGUAUGUACAGUACUUCUCUUCUGUUUUGGUGGUAUUAAAUAGUAUUGAAUCAGUGACUAUUUUUGUGUGUAAUUUAAACUGAUACAUUGUUUCUCCAUAUGUGGGAAAAAGAGGAUACAAAGAAGCAGUGAAACUGAUCUCCAGCAGUUGCAUACUACGCAGUGUUGACCUUCCUGGUUGCCUCCUACACCCACCGAGUGCAAUAUCUGUAGUUACUUAAGAUUUUGUCUCCUGUGUGAUGUUUGUGGCAGCAGUAGAGGUCUGCUGAAACUUCAUUUUGUGUAAUAUGAAUGUUUCAAAAGAAAAUGAAAUGUAUGAUUGUAUGGCACAGAUUUUUAAUAAAAAGAUUUGCCAAUC
This is a messenger RNA of Schistocerca piceifrons (Central American locust), 4508 nucleotides long. RefSeq names its product histone-lysine N-methyltransferase eggless-like. Gene Ontology annotation, biological process: heterochromatin organization; negative regulation of gene expression. The coding region runs from base 256 to 3765 and encodes 1169 amino acids. The record is from RefSeq and is a predicted model, not a curated record. Gene Ontology annotation, molecular function: histone H3K9 methyltransferase activity; zinc ion binding; protein binding. The transcript has 24 exons. NCBI's taxonomy places the organism in Eukaryota, Metazoa, Arthropoda, Insecta, Orthoptera, Acrididae. Gene Ontology annotation, cellular component: nucleus.